Messenger RNA from Acomys russatus (golden spiny mouse), 2165 nucleotides. It is a transcript of the gene Man1b1, whose product is annotated as mannosidase alpha class 1B member 1. The record is from RefSeq and is a predicted model, not a curated record. Gene Ontology annotation, molecular function: mannosyl-oligosaccharide 1,2-alpha-mannosidase activity; calcium ion binding. Gene Ontology annotation, cellular component: endoplasmic reticulum; membrane. Lineage: Eukaryota; Metazoa; Chordata; Mammalia; Rodentia; Muridae. Gene Ontology annotation, biological process: carbohydrate metabolic process; N-glycan processing.
CAAUGGUGUAUAGGGCGAUGGGCGGGGUGUGGACUCCUUCGCUAUGGCAGCCCGCGGUCUUUCUCAGUCUUGCACUUCCUGACUCCUCCUGCAAGCGAGGUCUCGUGGGCCGGCUUCGCAGUCAUGUACCCGCCGCCGCCGCCGGCGCCUCACCGGGACUUCAUCUCGGUGACGCUGAGCCUGGGCGAGAGCUACGACAACAGCAAGAGCCGGCGGCGGCGUUCGUGCUGGAGGAAGUGGAAGCAGCUUUCGAGGUUACAGCGGAAUGUGGUUCUCUUCCUCCUGGGCUUUCUGAUUCUCUGUGGAUUCCUGUACAGUCUUCAGGCGGCUGACCAGUGGAAAGUUCUGAGUGGCAGACUGGCAGAAGAACAGAAGAUGAAACCAGAAGUUCCGCCUGUCUUACCAGCUCCUCAGAGGGAAAGUGCCAAACCAGAAGGCUUUCCAGACACAGUCCUUCAGAAGCGGCAAAGGCAUCGCGGCCCUCCCCACCUGCAGAUCAGGCCCCCCAACAUGGUCUCCAAGGACGGGGUGCAAGAUGAUGCUAAGGAGAGGGAAACAGCCCUGGGGAAGGCUCCGCAGGAAGAGGACACACAGAGAACCGUCAUCAGCUGGCGGGGCGCAGUGAUUGAGCCUGAACAGGCCACUGAGCUCCCUUCAAAAAGAGCUGAAGCCUCCACCAAAGCGCCUUUUCUGUCAGUCAAGAUGUGGAAAGAGCCAGUCCCCCCGAAUGAGCGCCAGAAGGGAGUGAUUGAGGCCUUUCUCCAUGCUUGGAAGGGUUACCGCAAGUUCGCUUGGGGCCAUGAUGAGUUGAAGCCUGUGUCGAAAACCUUCAGUGAGUGGUUUGGCCUGGGCCUCACCCUGGUCGACGCCUUGGAUACCAUGUGGAUUUUGGGUCUGAAGCAAGAAUUUAACGAAGCCAGGAAGUGGGUGUCACAGAGGUUAAACUUUAAGAAAAAUGUGGACGUCAACCUGUUUGAGAGCACCAUCCGCAUCUUAGGGGGCCUGCUGAGCACCUACCACCUAUCGGGGGACAGCCUCUUCCUGAGAAAAGCUGAAGAUUUCGGAAACCGGCUAAUGCCUGCCUUCACCACACCCUCCAAGAUUCCAUACUCUGAUGUGAACAUUGGCACUGGAUUUGCCCACUCACCACAGUGGACUUCAGACAGCACGGUGGCAGAAGUGACAAGCAUUCUUGAGUUCCGGGAGCUCUCUCGGCUUACUGGAAUUAAGAAGUUCCAGGAGGCCGUGGAGGAAGUGACAAAGCACAUCCACUCCCUGUCUGGGAAGAAAGACGGGCUGGUGCCCAUGUUCAUCAACACGAACAGCGGCCUCUUCACCCCGGGAGUGUUCACCUUGGGUGCCAGGGCCGACAGCUACUACGAAUACCUGCUGAAGCAGUGGAUCCAGGGUGGCAAGAAGGAGACACAGUUGCUGGAAGACUAUGUGAAAGCCAUCGAGGGCGUGAAAGCUCACCUGAUACAGCAUUCUCAGCCCGGAAAGCUCACCUUCGUGGGAGAGCUUGCCCACGGCCGCUUCAACGCCAAGAUGGACCACUUGGUGUGCUUCCUGCCAGGGACGCUGGCCCUGGGCGUCCACCAUGGCCUGCCAGCUGACCACAUGGACCUGGCUCGCGCACUCAUGGAGACCUGCUACCAGAUGAACCCAAUGGAGACAGGUCUGAGCCCUGAGAUUGCACAUUUCAACUUGUACCCUCGGGGAGAUCAUAAGGAUGUGGAGGUCAAGCCAGCUGACAGGCACAACCUGCUGCGGCCGGAGACCGUGGAAAGCCUGUUCUAUCUGUACCGGGUCACAAGGGACCGCAAGUACCAGGACUGGGGCUGGGAAAUCCUACAGAGCUUCAACAAGUACACACGGGUCCCCUCAGGUGGCUACUCUUCUAUCAACAACGUCCAGAAUUCCCACAAGCCUGAGCCCAGGGACAAGAUGGAGAGCUUCUUUGUGGGAGAGACGCUGAAGUACCUCUACCUGCUGUUCUCUGAUGACAUGGAGCUGCUCAGCCUGGACACCUGUGUGUUCAACACAGAAGCCCAUCCCUUACCCAUCUGGGCUCCUGCCUAGAAUAACCUGGCCUGGGGACGGAUGGAGGGCCGAGGUGGUCCUGUUGGGUCUGUGACCUUCUCAGGGCCCAUAUAGCUCUGGGCAGG